UAUGGAAUCGGUCUUCAACAACCUAAUAGAAGAUUGCUUUUUAAGAGACCAUAUUGAAGAAGAGAUUUAUCUUCUGUCUGAAAAUAUGCAAAGUACUUGCGAUGAUUUUGUAAACAUUUUACCUUCAAUAAUAAAUCAUGAGAUAUUUUCAUUUUUAAGUGCCAAAGAUUUAUCAAAUUGUUCAUUGACUGCAAAAUCAUGGAGAGAAAUAGCUAAUUCAAAUGCUCUAUGGAGGUAUCAUUGUAAAAUUAGAGGUUGGUUAAAAUUUGGUGAGCAACAGGAAUUAUUACCAGUUGAAAAUGAUGUUGAAGGAAGUAAUUCGAAUAAAAUAAGUCAUCCAAAAUUUCAAGUACCAUUUUAUAGUGACACAAUAUCAAAAAUAUGUUAUUGGAAAAUAAUAUUUCUAAAGGUACAUCAUUUAAAUGAAAACUGGAAAAAUGGAAGAUAUACACCUUAUCCAAUAUAUACAGCUCAUUCUGAUAAAGUUUUAUGUAUUGAUUGUAAAGAUAAUUUAUUAGCAAGUGGUGGUUUAGAUAGAAUAAUUAAAUUAUGGAAUUUAAGAUCAAAACAAUGCGAAACAACUAUUCAUACUAAUUCAGAAAUAUAUUCAUUAUUAUUCCAUAACAAUCAACUAAUAGCUGGAUGCGAUAAUGGCAAUAUUUUACUUAUUUGCUACAAAACUGGUAAAAUAUUAUCAACGUUAAUGGGACAUAGGGGCUCAGUUAUUAAAUUGAUAUAUGCUGUCUAUCUAAUAACUGCCUGUUUAGAUCAUUCAAUAAGACUUUGGGAUUUAGAAGGAAAAAAAUGUAUUCAUUGCUUUUCCAAUCACCAAGAUGAUAUAACAGAUAUUGCAAAAUUUGGAUUUAAUCUAGUAUCAUCAUCUUUUGAUGGAUCUCUUUGUAUAUACGAUCUAAAGAAUCCCAAAUUAAAUCAUCAACUUAUCGGUCAUAAAGAUAUUGUUUCUUGUAUAUGCUGUGACAACGAAUUGGUAGUGUCCGGUGGAUCUGAUGGAGAAUUAUUUGUUUGGUCUAUUUCAACUGGAAAUCUCUUUCGAAAGUUAAUUGGUCAUUUUGGUGAUAUUCAUGCCGUUACAAUGAAUGAUGAAUUAAUAGCAUCGGCUUCCGAAGAUACUACUAUUAGAUUGUGGUAUAUUGACGAACAUUUCUAUUCUUGUAAAAUAUUGAAGGGUCAUCAUUUAGGAAUUGUUUCUAUACUUAAUCUAAGUAAUAACAUUCUUAUCAGCGCUGGCCAUGGAAAGAAAAUUGUUGUUUGGGAAUGGAGAACAGAACGUUGUCUACAUGUUGUUCACAGACAGCCUAUACAAUUACAUUGUAUGUGCGUUUCCGAUACACGCAUUAUUACUGCGUCUCCAAGUAGUCCCGGUAGUUUAGCUAUAAUAGAUUAUUGGAAAUGAUAACUUACUUGAAUAGCUUUAUGAAUUUUACAAAAUUCAAUUUUUCAAUACAUAUGUAUGUGUUUAAACUUUUUGAUGAUUACCCAUUCAAUUAUGAAUUGAAUAAAUAUUAAUUAUAAAGCGAUAGGAGAUGAAUUACGCAAUAUCGUUCGUUUGUACUACAUACAUGAAACAGUUUAAAAUAGAUUAUUAUUUAAAUUUACAAUAUUAAAAUUGAUAUUUAUGCAUAAACUUAUUAAUAUUUUUAAGGAAAUUUUGUCUUUUAAAGUGCGAAAAGUAGGCUAUCAAAGGUGUAUAAUGUUAGUAGAUCCAUAGGGUAAAUAUAAAAAUUACUAAGCAAUCACUAGAUAUAUAAAUAUCAUAGUGGAGAGAAGAAAAAUAUCUCAUACAAAUAUUUUCCGGUUUAUGAAUAAAGAAAAUGUUGAUUUUAUUAAUUUGUUUUUAUUAAUUUUC
Molecule: messenger RNA, 1867 nt
Organism: Dimorphilus gyrociliatus
Lineage: Eukaryota; Metazoa; Annelida; Polychaeta; Dinophilidae
Source: the annotation of a GenBank genome assembly